CUUGGAGGGCAUUUCCUUGUCUCGGGAAAUAGCUUCUUUAGGGAAAUAGCUUCUUUAGGUUCCAAGGAGUGAGGUGUGGCUUCGCUUGCUCUUAAAGGAGAUGGUAUACAAGACUCAACUUCAGGGAGAUGCGCUCCUCACAAACACCCUCCUCCAGCAUCAGUGUGUUGAACAAGGAGACUGCACGUGCCUUACACGUCCAAGACAUUGCCUGUGUGAACUCCUGUGAGUUGGUAGUCCACAAAGCCAAGGCCCUCGUCCUUCGGGGACUACUCUACCCAGAAGACCCUGCGCCUCACGCCUGCAAAGUUCGACCAAUAAAAGAGCGUUUCCGUGCGAUCGAUGGGCGUCAAGGCGGAACUUCCGUCGCACACCUGGCCACAGUCAUCUUGGCCUUUCUAGUGUCUUGUCUACUCCGCGCUAUUCUUCAGCGGUCAGUGGAGCGCGAGAUAGUGAGCAGGACGAUCGGAGAGCCAGUGUUGUCCUUGCUGACGGAGGCGGUUCUGAGGAUUACCGGGGGUGCUGCUGCGUGACAACAGUUUCGGUAGAGUCUGCUUUUCCUGGCUUUACCCCCACUUACAGGCUUUGAUGGUGACUCUUGCCCGGAAGGACCUGGCUCAGGUACCUAUGGGUGCAGAAGUGCUUACUCACCAUGCACAGGGCAGUGUGACCUUUGGGGAUGUGGCUGUGGACUUUUCCUGGGAAGAGUGGAAGCUUCUUGAUGAGACACAGAGACUCCUGUACUUGGAUGUGAUGCUGGAGAACAUUGCCCUUGUGGCUUCAUUGGGACUUGUAUCUUCCCGAAUUCAUGUUGUUCAACUGGAGGUGGGGGAAAAGACCUGGAUGCCUGAUACGGCUGACUUCACUCCAGCCAUCUCGAGGGGACCUAACUCUGGUUGUUGGUUUCCAAUGGAAGUUGAGGAGGCAUCUUCUCAAGGAGAGUCACAAGUCAGGGCUCUCAGUGUAGAUACUGUCACCCAGAAGGUCUACCCUUGUGAGAUGUGUGGCCCAGUGAUGAAGGACAUUUUGUUGCUGGGUGAGCAUCAGGAAAUACACCCUGGACAAAAGCUGCACACAUGUGAGGCCUGUGGAAGACAGCUGUGGUUCUUUACAGAUGUUCUUCAACACCAGGAUCAGUACAGUGAAGAGAAAGAUGCCAGGGUGUGUGAAGAGAUGGCUGUGUUUGUUAACAGCUCUACAGCACACACCCCAGCGAGUUCUUUUAUGUGUAUAGAUGAUGAAGAGGAUCUCCUGGGCAGCUCAAGCCGUCUUCAGCACCCAGCGAGGAGUAACGAAGGAAAUCCACACACAAGCACUAGCUACAGCACAGCCUUUCAAACAAAAGAAAGACUUUAUGAGUGCAGUGAAUGUGGGAAAUUCUUUGGCCACAAAAUCGCGCUUGUUUGGCACCAGAGAAUCCACAGAGAAGAAAUGACUGAAAGUGGGAACAUCCUUAGACCAGACCCUGUCUUUAUUGCACAUCAGAGUGUUCACACUGGUGAGAUGCCAUGUGAGUAUGAUGAACAUGGGAAGUUCUUUAGCCAAAGCUCCAGCCUCAUCCUACACCAGUGGGUUCACUCUACUAUAAAGCCUUACGAAUGCAGUGAAUGUGGAAAAGCCUUCAGAUGCAAAUCCAGGCUUGUUCAGCACCAGAGAAUCCACACUGGAGAAAGGCCUUUUGAGUGUACCAAAUGUGGGAAAUUCUUUAGACAGAGUUCUGUCUUUAUUGAACACCAGAGAGUUCACACCGAGACAAAACCUUAUCAGUGCAAUGAAUGUGGGAAAUUCUUUAGGAGUAAAGUAACACUGGUUCGACACCAUAAACUCCACACAGGUGAAAAGCCUUAUGAGUGCAGUGAAUGUGGGAAAUCAUUUAUUCAGAGCUCUUACCUUACUGCACAUAUGAGAGUUCACACUGGAGAAAAGCCUUAUGCAUGCAGUGAAUGUGGGAAAGCCUUCAGAAUCAAAAACAAACUUGUUCGGCACCAGAGAAUCCACACUGGAGAAAAGCCUUAUGAGUGCAGUGAGUGUGGGAAGUUCUUUAGAAGCAGAGUGAUACUUGUUCGGCACCAGAGAAUCCACACUGGAGAAAAGCCUUAUGAGUGCAGUGAGUGUGGGAAGUUCUUUAGAGAAAGCUCCAGCCUUAUUUCACACCAGAGAGUUCACACUGGUGAAAAGCCGUAUGAGUGCACGGAAUGUGGGAAGUGCUUUAGCCAUAGAUCAAGCCUCAAUUUACACCAGCGAGUUCACACUGGAGCAAAACCUUAUGAAUGCAGUGAAUGUGGGAAAGCCUUCAGCCGUAAAGAUGGACUUGUUCAGCACCAGAGAAUCCACAGUGAAGAAAGGCCUUAUGAGUGCAGCAUAUGUGGGAAAUUCUUCAAACAAAGCUCUGGACUCUUUGUGCACCGGAGAAUUCACAGAGGAACAAGGCCUUAUCAGUGUAAUGAAUGUGGUAAAAACUACAGCAGGAGAUCCCACCUUGUUCAGCACAAGAAAUUUCACAUUGGAUAAAGGCCACCUGAAUCUAACAAUGUGAGAAAAUCUAUAACAGAAGCACUAUCCUAGUUUGUCUUAAAACACAACACUAGAGUAAGGCCUUAUGCAUGCAGCCUAUGUGUGGGAAAGCCUACAGCAGCCAACACAUACUUCUACACUAGAGAGAAGACUUGAGUGUUAUGAAUAUGGCUAAAGCAUUCAUAUACAAUCUUACCCAGCACCAGAAUAUUCACAUUAUAGAGAUUGUGCAGCAGAUGUACAAAAUUCUUUAUGUGUUCAAUGCCAGAGGGUUCACAUUAAUGCAAAAUUUUAUGAAUGUAGCCACUCUAGAAUGUUCUUUAUCCAUAAAAUCAUACUUGUUGUCCACCAGAGAAUGCAUGCUAGGAAAAGACUUAUGAGUACACUGAAAGUGUGAAAUUGUUUUGCUAAAGCUCUAACUUUAUCAUACAUCAGAAUUCACAUCUGCUAGAUUAGUGAAUUGAAUGUGAAUAAUUUUUUAGCCAACGCUCUUCACUUUACAGAGUUCACAUCAGAGCAAGGCCUUAUAAAUACAAGAAAUGUGGGAAAGCAUCUAGCCUUAAUCCAUAUUUCUUUAGUACUGGAGAAUCUGUACUGGAAAAUGGACUUAUCAGUUCCACAAAUGUGAACAAUUAUUUAGCCCCAAGUCUGACUUCAUUAAACAUUGGAGAAAUAAAUGCACAGGAGGAAAGUGUAGACACUAAAAAAGGUUAUCAAUCAGUGACUUACUCAUUUCCCACUGAAAAGAGCCUUAGGAGUAUAGAAGAUGUGCUAUCUGCUUAUUCAACGUAAGGAUAGACAUUGGAGAAACAUCCUGAGAAACCAACCAAAUGUUAAAUCUCAAAUCUGGACAUCCACACAUAGGGUUCCAUAUAGUUAUGUGGGACAUUGUCAGGAUUGCAUUGCAUAUUCUGACCCAUCCAAGACCCUGGUUACAUCAAUGCUGGUACCUUUGGCUGAAGGCUCCUCACCUCUGCCACUUGGGAAGUAUGAAUCAUAGAACCCCAGUAUGCUCAGUGAACAUGCACUUUGAUGGCCUUUAUCCUAUUCCCUGGAGGCAAAUCGCGAGUUGUUUAACCAUAUAUAAGUGAACCUGAAUAACGGUGGUGACUAGCAAGCUCCAGGGGUUUACCCCACAUGAAGGUGCUUCUGCAAAUAUUCUAGUCCAGUCAUCAUAGCUCUAAGAGCUGAGGGUAUGCAGAUAUACUCAGGGCCAUUGGACUUAUGUAUUACCUAUGGCCACAGUGACUGGCAGAGCAAAUAAUCUAAAGUUUUUUCUGGAUUCCCAUAGCUUCCUUGUUCUGUUCGUUCAAGAUCACUGCUGCACUGGCAGGAAAAGGGAGCCACAGAAGAAAUACUAUAGCCCAGAAAUAAAAGACUUUUGUGUCUCAUGUGGAAAUACCUUUCAUUGAUAGUCUUCCUAAAGGAUGAAAAGAAUUAUAGUGGAGCCAAUAUAUUUGCCCAGUCUGGUUUUUCAAGAGGAAUAGAAGAUCCACAUUUUUACAUGGAACCUUUUUUGAUGGUAUAUUGAGAUACAAUUGAUAUAGACUUAAAAAAUAAGCGUGUUAACAUAUGUUGAAACCACUAUUAAGUAUGAUAAUGUAGCCUAUCACCUGCAAAGUUACCUUGUACACCCAUAUGGUACCCUAUCUUCUUCCCUAGCUCAUCUCCAUGACCAGUGAUUUACUGUCAGUAUAAACUAGUUUGCCCUUUCUAGGAUUUUAUAUAAAAGACAUCAUAAAUGUUUACUCCUUUCUUUCAUUCAUCAACAUUUGGAGAUUUGUCCAUGUUGCGUGUAUGAAUUUUUGUGUUUUCUAAUACUAUUAUUUUUUUGGUAUGGAUAUGUCAUAACACAUUAUUCUGUUCAUCUGUAAAUGGACCUUUGGAUUGGUUCCAGUAAAGGCUUAUAAAAAGCUUGUAAUUAUUGCUGGGUGUGGUAGCACACGCCUGUAAUCCCAGCACUCGGGAGGCUGAGGCAGAAGGAUUG
Fukomys damarensis (Damara mole-rat) is the source of this 4501-nucleotide messenger RNA. Its product is annotated as zinc finger protein 2 homolog. Gene Ontology annotation, molecular function: chromatin insulator sequence binding. NCBI's taxonomy places the organism in Eukaryota, Metazoa, Chordata, Mammalia, Rodentia, Bathyergidae. Gene Ontology annotation, cellular component: chromosome. The transcript has 7 exons. The record is from RefSeq and is a predicted model, not a curated record. Gene Ontology annotation, biological process: negative regulation of transcription by RNA polymerase II; regulation of immune system process; regulation of cytokine production. The coding region runs from base 589 to 2511 and encodes 640 amino acids.